AUGGAGGUCGAUGUGAGAAUAGUGACUGCUGCACUGGUGCUUCUUGCAGCAGCCAAUGUUGCCUCGGCGCAAGACCGCUGCAGUUUUAUGACUAAUGUACCGAGACCACCAAGGCCAGAAUUCCCAGUGGAAGAUUCUACAGGAACGACAUGGAGUCAGCAGCCCUUCAUUCCGGCAUUUGACAGAGAUGAAGUGUGUGUAAGUGAGUUUAGAGGAAUAAUUCAGACCAUUUACAUGGAGGAAGAGAUUGUGGGGGAUGUGGUACUCGCCAGACUUAACUAUCGUGGACCGGAAGUGCCAAUGAUACCAGGAUCCUUUCUGAUUGGAACGUUUAGCCUGCUAGGUCCAGUUUUCAGAAGGAUACCUGAGAAUGGGGGAGAUUGGCACCUCGUAAUUACUGAAAGGCAAGACUUUGAGACUCCUGGUAUGCAGCACUAUUCGUUCUCUGUGCGAAUAGACGGAGAAGCAAUGGAGCCAUUUGUGGCGGUUACAAUCGUCAAUAUAGACGACAAUGCGCCGAUAAUAGAAGUCUUCGAUCCUUGCCAAAUACCUGAAACAGCAGAACCGGGUCCAACUAACUGUACAUACACUGUGACCGACGCAGAUGGAUAUAUAAGCACGAAUUUCAUGACCUUUACACUUGAUAGUGAACGCAACGAUAACGAGAUCUUCCAGAUUGAUCAAGAGACUAGCACCAAUCAGUUUCGGAUGUACAUGAAGUUAAGACUCAAGAGUACCCUGGAUUUUGCAAACAAUGCACUUCACAUCUUCAGAGUAACAGCAUUUGACUCUCUUCCAAACAAUCACACGGUAACAAUUAUGGUACAAGUGCAAAACAUAGAGUCAAGGCCACCGCGAUGGGUAGAAAUAUUCGCAAUGCAACAGUUCGAUGAAAAGCAAGCAAUGAAUUUUACUGUCAGGGCUUUGGAUGGCGAUACGGGUAUUGAUAGGCCUAUAUUUUAUCGAAUUGAAACGGCGCCGGAAGAUCGAUUCUUCAGCAUUGAAACAUUCGAAGGUGGUCGCAAUGGUUCGAUGUUAUUCAUCGACCCCAUAGACAGAGAUACUCUCGAAAGAGAAGUGUUCCAGUUCGCUUUAAUCGCUUUCAAAAAUGAUGACUACGGUAAUGAAGCAUUUUCGACAAGUAACAACAUUCUAAUCAUAGUUAACGAUAUCAACGACCAGAAACCAGAGCCGUUUCAAGCUGAGUACAACAUAAGUAUCAUGGAAGAGACAGCUUUAACGCUAAACCUACAAAACUUUGGGUUUCAUGAUCGCGAUCUGGGUGAUCAUGCUGUAUACACAGUGGAAAUAUUAGCCGAUAGUCCAUCGGGUGCCGAAGCAGGUUUCCAAAUCUCACCAUCGACUGGAUACCAGCGCCAAAACUUUAUUUUGACAACCUUGAACCACAACCUGCUUGAUUUCGAAGUGAUAGCCUUCCAAAAUAUUACAUUAAGGAUAGUUGCAACAGAUCAAAACAACACAGAGUUCGUACGAGAGGCAAUUAUGAAUAUAAACCUUAUCAACUGGAACGAUGAGCAGCCAAUCUUCUACGAGAACAUACAGACAGUUACGUUUAAAGAGACAGUUGGUAGAGGACACUUCGUAGCCAAUGUCACCGCCACCGACAGAGACAUCGACGACCAAGUCGUCCACGAACUGCUGGGCAAUGCUGGCAACUUCUUGUGGAUCGACCCAGACAAUGGUUCCGUCUACGUGUCAGUUGAUAACGCAUUUGACUAUCAUAGGCAAAGCGAACUGUUUAUACAGGUACAAGCUAUGGACACCCUGGGCGACGGACCGUAUCACACAGCCACCUCGCAGCUCGUUAUUCAGCUCAUAGAUGUCAAUAACACACCGCCCAGUCUUAGAUUGCCUCGGGGUCGUCCUGAAGUAGAGGAAAACGUUCCAGAAGGUUUUCCUAUUGAGGUGGAGGUUGUAGAAGGUAUGCCUGCUCAAGUAAUCACCGCUACCGACCCAGACACAGAUGCUGAACUUGUCUUCGAGAUAGAUUGGCAAUCAUCGUAUGCCACAAAACAGGGACGGGACACCCCAGCAUCAGAGUUCCACAACUGCAUAGAGAUACAAACGGUAUAUCCAUACCCCGAAGAUACACGUACAGCCCAGGGUAAGCUGUUUGUGAAGGAGAUCAGACCGGGUGUCACCAUCGACUUUGAGGAAUUUGAGAUACUCUACAUCACAGUGCGAGUUAUCGACCUCAAAACUGAAAUAGGAUUAAACUAUGAUGAAGCUACGUUCACGAUAAUCAUAAUUGACAUGAACGACAACAAGCCUCUGUGGGUGGACGGAACCCUCGCUCAGGAGUUCAGAGUUCGCGAGAGGUCGGACACGGGUGUCGUCAUCGGCUCAGUGCUGGCCACGGACAUCGAUGGGCCUCUCUACAACCAAGUGCGAUACACGAUGUUCCCGAGAGAAGAAACCCUCGAAGGUUUAGUCCAAAUUGACUUUGACACGGGUCAGAUCACGGUGAAUACCACCAAUAAAAUCGACGCUGAUGAACCUCCUACAUACCAUUUGUACUACACGCUGCGAGCCAGCGACGCGUGCUAUGCUGAAGACAUAGAGGACUGUCCGCCAGAUAGGACCUCAAAUUAUAAUGACGGAAAUAUAACGAUCAGCAUAAUUGACACCAACAACCAAGUGCCAAAGGUGGAGACAACCUUGUUCAAUCAGACGGUGUACGUGUGGGAGAAUGCUACCCAAUUCGAUGAGAUAGCAGAAGUCAUCGGCAGCGACAUAGACAGAGACGAGAUGUAUCACGAGGUCAGCUACCAAAUCGACUACCGGGUCAAUCCUCGUCUCCGAGCUUUCUUUGCAGUCAACUUGACAACUGGCAUUGUGUAUGUGGACUACACCACUCAUGAAACUUUGGACAGAGAUGGUGAUGAGCCCACUCACACAAUCUUCUUGAUUCUCUCAGACAACUUUUUAGGACAAGGAGGUGGCAAUAGGAACCAGAACACCACCGAAAUAUUGGUAGUGCUGUUGGACGUGAACGACAACGCGCCACAGCUUCCCUUGCCAAGUGAACUGUCGUGGACCAUCUCCGAGAAUACGAAAGCGGGUACGCGAUUACCUGAAUACAUUUACGCGCCGGAUAAAGAUGAACCAGACACGGACAACUCCCGUGUUGGGUACGAAAUACUAAACUUAAACAUCCUCAACCGAGACAUUGAAGUACCAGAACUAUUUACCAUGAUACAGAUACGAAACGUCACUGGUGAGCUGGAGACCGCCCAGGAUUUAAAAGGCUAUUGGGGCACUUACGCCAUUCAUAUAUUGGCCUUCGACCACGGAAUCCCGCAGCAGUCCAGUAACGAAACAUACGAGUUGGUCAUCACUCCUUAUAACUUCCACGACCCCGUGUUCGUUUUCCCGCAGCUAAACGAUGUCAUCAGAGUCGCUAGGGAACAAAUAUCGGCAAAUGGUGUUUUGAUAACUGUUGGUAAUGAUGUCUUGGAACGCAUCCAUGCUACUGACGAGGACGGGCUGGAAGCUGGCGUCGUUACCUUCCAAAUACAAGGUGACGCCGAUGCGGAAGAAUUCUUCGAGGUCAGGAACGACGGUGACAACUUCGGUACCCUCAUUCUUCGGCAAACGUUCGAACAAAACAUCAGGGAAUUUACGGUGACUAUUCGAGCCACGGACGGCGGCACGGAUCCUGGGCCGCGUCACACUGAUCUCACAUUUAAACUCGCGUUCGUGCCUACGCAGGGAGAACCCAUUUUCAUCGAGAACACUGCUACGGUCUUCUUCUUUGAAGAGGAACGCGGUCUAUCGGAGCAGUUUCCGCUGCCUCAAGCGACGGACCCCAAAAACCACCUGUGUGUUGACAACUGUCACAGUAUUUACUACAGCAUUGUUCAGGGAAAUGAAGGCGGACACUUUGCGGUGGAACCAACGACAAACGUCAUAUACCUGGUGAGGGAAUUGGACCGCGACGAGAGCGAGACGCACACGGUGCUGGUAGCCGCUUCCAACUCGCCCAGCCUCAUCAACGUGCUGCCCGCCAACACCCUUACCGUCACUGUCGUUGUAAGGGAAGCCAACCCUCGGCCUAUCUUCCAGAGCGAGAUCUACACCGCUGGAAUUUCAGCGACAGACGUCAUUAACAGAACUCUUCUGACAGUACAGGCGUCUCAUACUGAAGGAGCUUCAAUAGUUUACACGAUAGACUUUGCCACUAUGAUCGUGGAUCCCACACUGGAAGCAGUACGGGCGAUUGCCUUCGUGCUCAACCCCAUCACUGGAGUACUCUCCCUGAACAUACAGCCCACUGUUUUAAUGCAUGGAAUGUUCCAGUUCGAAAUCAUAGCUACGGACCCAACUGGCGCAUACGACCGCGCCCAGGUCAAAAUAUACCUGAUAUCGUCACAAAACAGAGUGAUCUUCAGUUUCAGAAACACCCUUGAACAAAUUGAAGAGAACGCCAGUUUUAUAGCGCAGACUUUCACGGCCGGUUUCCGCAUGACGUGCAACAUCGAUCAAAUAGUGCCGGCCACUGACGACGUUCUGGGCACCGUCAUCGAGGGCCGCACCGAGGUGAGGGCGCACUUCAUCAGGGACAACGUGCCUGUGCUCGCUGACGAGAUUGAAAGGAUCCGCAGUGACAUCAUUCUACUUCGAUCGAUUCAAGAGACACUAUCCAUGCAACUGGUAGAACUAGAGGACUUCGUCACUGAUAUUAGUCCUGAUGUAGUCAGCGAUAAUUCGCAGAUCACGGUGUACGUGCUCAUCGCGCUCACCGCUGUACUUGGCACACUGUGUCUGAUACUGCUGGUGACCUUCAUUAUUAGGACUAGAGCCCUGAACCGUCGCCUCGAAGCUCUGUCUAUGACGAAGUACGGUUCAGUGGACUCAGGUCUUAACCGUAUGGGCAUUACUCCUGGCACCAACAAGCACGCCGUUGAAGGAUCGAACCCUAUUUGGAAUGAAACUAUCAAAGCACCUGAAUUCGAUGCUCUCAGCAACAUGUCCAAUGACUCAGACCUGAUCGGUAUCGAAGACUUGCCACAGUUCCGCUCCGACUACUUCCCUCCAGCUGACGACCCGAACCAGCAGGCAAUAUUCAACAAUGCGCCAAACCAACCAGCUACGCACAGCAACAACUUUGGAUUCAACGCGACCCCCUUCAGUCCAGAGUUUGCUAACAGACAUACAGGCAGAUAG
Arctia plantaginis is the source of this 5187-nucleotide messenger RNA. NCBI's taxonomy places the organism in Eukaryota, Metazoa, Arthropoda, Insecta, Lepidoptera, Erebidae. The record is from the annotation of a GenBank genome assembly.